Messenger RNA from Penicillium manginii, 285 nucleotides. RefSeq lists its product as uncharacterized. The coding region runs from base 1 to 285 and encodes 94 amino acids. The transcript has a single exon. The record is from RefSeq and is a predicted model, not a curated record. Lineage: Eukaryota; Fungi; Ascomycota; Eurotiomycetes; Eurotiales; Aspergillaceae.
AUGGCCCGAAAGAAGAAAGCUCCCCAGUCACAGGUUGCACAGACUGCUGAUAUCCCUGUGCUAAAAACCAUCCUCAAUACACAGACUGAGGGUCUCCCUGAGCCAACAACCCCCACAGUUACCCUUCCUGAUGUCCCCAGACUUUCUCUCGCUUCCGACAUCGUAACAUGGACAUCUGCAAUCAAGAACUGCCUGAAUGUCGAAAAUUUAGAUGGCUUGAUUGAUAACACAAAGCCACGAUCGGCUGUAUUAACUGAGCCAUUGCCGUUGAGAUGGAAAUCCUAG